Bufo gargarizans (Asiatic toad) is the source of this 1379-nucleotide messenger RNA. RefSeq lists its product as uncharacterized. Bases 129 to 1238 code for a protein of 369 amino acids. The transcript is spliced from 2 exons. NCBI's taxonomy places the organism in Eukaryota, Metazoa, Chordata, Amphibia, Anura, Bufonidae. The record is from RefSeq and is a predicted model, not a curated record. Gene Ontology annotation, molecular function: DNA binding. Gene Ontology annotation, biological process: DNA recombination; DNA integration.
CCCCUCUAGCGGACUCCUAUGAAUUUAAUAGGUGUCCCUCUUGCCGUCCUCCUCCUCCUCUGCCUCCUGAUACGGAGCCUACCAUACGGGACGUAGUAGUCUGGGUAAAGGACUUUGUGGAGUCCUCAAUGAACACCCUAAGGGAUUCCGUGUCAUCCAGAAGACCCAGUGUCCGAUCUCCUCUGAGACCCACUCCUAUGCAGGAGGAAGUCUACCAUACCGUGGACGAAGUCCAUUCCUCUGAGUCUAGCGGGGAGGAAGAAGAGGCUGGAAGAGCUCCUGCGACUGUCAAGGCCUACGCCAGGGUAAAGCGCAUUUUUCUUCUAUGGUGUGCAUCUCAUCAAGUACCAUCUCAGGAUCCUCCAGUAUCAGCUAUUCUUCAGUUCAUGCAGGAUGGACUAGAUAAGGGCCUCAGCCCUUCUACACUCAAGGUACAGAUCUCUGCUCUGUCAGCCGCCUUUGGCAGAUCUUUACAUCAAGACCCUCUGAUUAAGAGGUUCCUUAAUGGAGCCGUACGUCUUAAGCCUAGCAUUUCAAGACCUAUACCGCAGUGGGAUCUCUCAGUGGUGCUUAAAGGGUUGAGUGGUCCUCCCUUUGAACCCUUGGAAGAAGUGGACUUUAAGUUUUUAUCCUGGAAGGUAACCUUUUUGUUGGCCGUAACUUCGGCCAAACGCAUUUCAGAGCUUCAGGCUUUUUCGGCAUAUGAGCCAUAUACUUUAUUUUUACCGGACAGAGUCCUUUUACGUUUUUUACCCACCUUUUUGCCUAAGGUGCCCUCUGUGCACAACAUUAAUCAAGUUGUGUCUUUGCCUGUGUUAUGUUCCUCUUCUUCCUCUGCAGAAGAAACUUCCCUCCAUACUCUGGAUGUGGCCAGAUGUUUGAGAAUCUACAUUGAGAGAUCCCGGGAGUUCAGAAGGUCAGAGAAUCUUCUUAUCCUGUUCUUUGGCAGGAAUAAAGGGAAGAAGGCCUCUAAGCCUACUCUAAGUAGAUGGAUCAGAGAGGCCAUCAGAGAAUCUUUCGCUUCCCAGAAUAGACCUCCUCCUGCCUUUGUCACUGCUCACUCCACCCGAGCAGUCUCUACUAGUUGGGCCGAAAGGUCUCUUAUUCCUCUGGAACAGAUCUGUUCCGCGGCCUCCUGGAGCUCACAUUCUACCUUUGUGAGCCAUUAUAGACUCAACCUCAGGGGAUCAGAAGACACUGCCUUUGGGCGGUCUGUUUUGAAUUCCAUUCAGCAUUGAAGUCCCUACCCUUUAGGCUAACUUCUUGCUAAGUCCCCACAUGUGCUGCUGGUUAGGACGUAAGGGAAGCGUUAAUUUCUUAACGUUAAUUUGUUUUCCCUUAGUCCUAACAGCAGCACACAAAUAUCCCUCCCUUUGUUU